Saprolegnia parasitica CBS 223.65 is the source of this 1596-nucleotide messenger RNA. RefSeq lists its product as hypothetical. Gene Ontology annotation, biological process: amino acid transmembrane transport. The transcript has 4 exons. Gene Ontology annotation, molecular function: amino acid transmembrane transporter activity. The coding region runs from base 1 to 1596 and encodes 531 amino acids. Lineage: Eukaryota; Oomycota; Saprolegniomycetes; Saprolegniales; Saprolegniaceae. The record is from RefSeq and is a predicted model, not a curated record.
AUGGCAACCUCGUCGCCCACGUCCGAGCUCGUCGCGCCGCCAGAGGGCUCGCUCGAGCUCCUCAAGCGCACCAACUCGGAGCCCAGUGUCAUCUUGGCGUCGGCCGAAGAGAACAAGGUCAUUGACAUCUCUGAGCCGCUGGCGUUCCGCCGGGCACACCUGCGCUUGAGCCAACACACACACCAAGUGUCGCCCGAGGUGCGCGCCAGCAUUCUGCACGCGGUCGACAAUGUGUACAACCCGUUCAUUUCGUCCAUGAUGUCCCAAGACAACGACAAAUACGACAGUCUUGACGCGUCCCAGCGCAUUCGCAACCUCCUCAACACGCCGGCGUCCGCGCUCGGGUGGCGCAGCUCGCAGUCGCUCGGGUACACGGAGCUCACGCCGCUCGCGCGCCCGCCGUCGAGCAAGUCGUUUGUGCCAGCAAAGGAGACGACGCUCGGCCAAGCCUUCCUCGCGCUCCUCAAGGCCUUUGUCGGCACGGGCGUGCUCUUCUUGCCGCAGGGCUUCAAGGCCGGCGGCAUCUUGUUUGCGCCGGCGCUGCUCUUCUUUGUGGCCGCGCUCACAGUCUUUGCGAUCUACCGCCUCCUCCAGUGCCGCGCGGCGUACGGCGGCACGUACGGUCACAUUGGCGAGAUCGCGUACGGCAUCUGGGGCCACCGCUUUGUGCAGAUCUCGAUCAUCCUCAUGCAAGCCGGCUUUUGCUGCUCGUACAUCAUCUUUGUCGCCCAAAACAUGACCGAAGUGCUCGCGUACUUUGGCGCCAACAUCUCGGUCGGCGCGCUCAUCAUGCUCCAGACCGUCAUUUACAUUCCGCUGUCGUGGAUCCGCUACAUCAGCUACUUUUCCGUCUCCAACUUGGUGGCCGAUGCGUUCAUCCUCUAUGGCGUCGCGUAUAUUCUUGGCUGCAGCUUUUCGUCGCUCGCCGAGGUCGGGCCGCAGCGCGUCGAGUACUUCAACCCGCAGGAUUACUCUGUCUUUGUCGGCACGGCGGUCUUCACGUUCGAGGGCAUUGGUCUCAUCAUCCCGACCCAAGCGUCGCUCGCGAAGGAGCACCAAAAGCACUUUUUACCGCUCAUCUUGGCGACCGUGCUGGGCCUCUUUGUGUUUUACUCGUUCUUUGCGAGUGUCAACUACAUUGCGAUCGGCGACUCGAUCGAGCCAUUGGUCAUGUCGAGCCUGCCCCGCAACGGCUGGACGAUCUCGGUCCAGGCCGGGUACUCGGUCGCGCAGCUGCUGUCGUACCCGCUCUUCCUCUUCCCCGCCGUCAAGAUCAUUGAGGACAUGCUCCUCUUGCCGCGCCGCGACUCGGGGCUCAAGGCGCAGAAAAACUUGAUCCGCGCGCUCAUUGUGACCAUGACGGUCAUGGUCGCGUACUUUGGCCAGGAUCGCCUCGACCUCUUUGUGUCGAUCGUCGGCGCCUUCUGCUGCGUGCCGCUGAGCUUUAUCUACCCGCCGCUCUUCUACCUCAAGCUCUUCCCGGACGUGUCCAUCUUCUCCAAGAUGCUCGAUGUGAGCGUCGUCAUCAUCGGCUUCCUCACCUUCUUCUACGUCACGUGGUCCAACAUUCAAAAAUGGGAGUCGGGCGCACUCUAA